AUGUAUGUGGCUGCGUUCCCUUGGAAAUACUUCACGAGUCUGACGUCUGACGAAGCAAAGUCUCCCUGGGCAAGUCUACGGCAGGAUGAGAUCAGUAGGGAGGAGAUAUUCCAGGAUGUAACUCGAUGCAUGCAGGACAACUACUUUUUCCGUGAACCCACCACCCAGAAGAGACUGCUCGACAUCCUCUUCAUCUACGCAAAGCUGAAUCCGGACAUCGGCUACCGACAGGGCAUGCAUGAACUGUUGGCGCCUAUCGUCUGGGUUGUCCAACAAGAUGCCGUGGAUCUAAGUGCCGUUCCAGAUGUCGACAAGAAUGCGGAAGGCAUGGACUUCAUGACCGAGGUGCUGGACGGCAAAUUCGUGGAGCACGACUCAUUCAGCCUGUUCUGCGCAUUGAUGCAAACAGCGAAGGCAUUCUACGAAGUUGGGGAAAACCGCGACGCGGCCCCCAUCAUCGCAAGAAGCAAAAGAAUCCACGACGACAUCCUGAGUGCCAUCGAUCCGGAACUGGCCCUCCACUUACAUGUGCUCGGCAUUCUUCCCCAGAUCUAUUCUAUCCGUUGGAUUCGGCUACUAUUUGGGCGGGAGUUCGACUUCAAGGACGUCCUCAGGGUAUGGGAUGUUCUAUUUGCCGAGAACUUGAGGUCUGACAUCGUCGAUCUCACCUGCGUUGCAAUGCUGUUGAGAUCUCGUUGGGCACUGAUCGAAGCAGACUACACCGCAGCUAUCACCGCACUGACUCAUUACUCUCUGCCCAACUCCACCGCAGACCCCCGGUCCCUGGUCAGAGAUGCUGUCUUUCUGGACAAGAACCGAGACAGCGAGGCUGGAGCAAUGAUAAUCCAGCGAUAUUCUGGCAGGUGGCCGAAGCGGACCGAAGCUCCGAGUAGUCGAAGUUCAUCGGCUAUGAGAGCAACUGGGGCCUCUCAGCAGCGGCAGUCACCAAGCGCAUCUCCAGGGCGGUUCGCCUCUCCACAGAGACAACUCGAGGGGCUGUUCCGAGAAGUUACAGGUAAUCUGCACAAACGCACCGAGGGGUGGGACGUUUCGAAGGCCGUUAGAAGCGCAGUUGGUGAAGUCCGACGUAAUAUGAACCACUACCAGUCAUCACACCCUCGACAUUCUAGCCUUGAUACACCUCCGUUGCUAGGUCCGGAGCGGAGAAAUCCAGAAGGGGAAGCUGAAGGCAUAGCGCAGAAUUUGAAACAAAAAGUGGAAUUAUUGCAGGAAAGGAAUGUGGUGCUGGGCAAAAUGCUGGAUGAUGCUUUGGAGUCGUUGAGAGCAAUCAAGUUGACAUCUCCUUCCGGAGCUGGAGAGGCAGAACAUGACCUCAAUGUCUGUCUCGCCAAGAUCCAAUUUGUCUCGGUCUAUCUGUCCAAUCCAGACAUUCCUAUCCCGAGGGAACAGCAGUUCCAGGAUGCAAAAAACUCGACCGACACAAGCUCUGCACCCGCCAGCAAGUCGGACAGAGUUAGCCCGACCAAAGCAGGCACUACACCUGUACCCACGUCAGACACGGCUGGUCAGGGAGAACAGGACAAAGACGAUGACACGAAACCCAAGCCACACUCCUCAGAGCCAGCCCAAGAUCCCCCGGGCGGAAAGGGGGAUGGUGGAGCUACAAACAAGGCGUUGUCACGGCCCUCGCUGAUGGAUUCAUCAUUUUCGUUUAUGCUUGGCGAAAAUCGACACCGGUCCAGCUUUGUUAGUUCUGUUGCCGACUUACCAGAGCAUAGAAGGGAAAGUGAGUCAAGGACUAGACCCAAGAAGAAGGCAGCCGAGCUCAAGACGCAGCAGGAGCGGGGGGACUCUGUGAGUGAGGACGAGGGCUUUACCUUGACCAAGAUCCAAGGCGGGCAAGGCUGA
Fonsecaea erecta is the source of this 1869-nucleotide messenger RNA. RefSeq lists its product as hypothetical. Gene Ontology annotation, biological process: activation of GTPase activity. The record is from RefSeq and is a predicted model, not a curated record. The transcript has 2 exons. The coding region runs from base 1 to 1869 and encodes 622 amino acids. Gene Ontology annotation, molecular function: GTPase activator activity. Lineage: Eukaryota; Fungi; Ascomycota; Eurotiomycetes; Chaetothyriales; Herpotrichiellaceae.